Molecule: messenger RNA, 475 nt
Organism: Lentinula edodes (shiitake mushroom)
Lineage: Eukaryota; Fungi; Basidiomycota; Agaricomycetes; Agaricales; Omphalotaceae
Exons: 2
Coding region: 38-289 (83 amino acids)
Source: RefSeq, a predicted model, not a curated record
CUGGAAUUCUAUAUGUCAUUCGGUGUAAUCAAUACAUAUGAACAAUUAUUCGGUGGCCUCCCGAAUUAUCACUAUUCUUGACGGAAAAUUUCCCCGUUCUGGAGUGACAUUGGAGCAGACUUGGUCCCAUUGCCAAGUGGCGACACCGCGUCCUGCGUUUGUUCCAGAGAUGCAUCCCAAUCGGAACCCAAGCAUCAAUUUUGUCUUGUUCCCCCGAUUAAGAAUUGUCACUCAUCCCUCCACGUACAUGGGUCAGAAGAUAUCCGAUAUCCCUUUCGACCUUCUCUGAAUCCUUUUGACAGUUACGGAUUCGUGACAUUGACGACGGGACCUAAGACCGACUCGACCCAGUGAUUAGAGUAAUGCAUGAGUUCAAUGAGAUACUAGCAGUGGGGGACAAACCUCCGAACAGAAAUCCUGCAAGCUGUCGAGACAAAUCAUGAUGCGUCAUAUAUGAGUGUUUCUAAAAAAAUUU